Sitodiplosis mosellana (orange wheat blossom midge) is the source of this 588-nucleotide messenger RNA. Its product is annotated as THAP domain-containing protein 5-like. The record is from RefSeq and is a predicted model, not a curated record. The transcript is spliced from 2 exons. The annotation marks the transcript as partial. Lineage: Eukaryota; Metazoa; Arthropoda; Insecta; Diptera; Cecidomyiidae.
AUGAGUACCAGAAAAAUAAAAGCAUAUUGCCAAAUUAUUUCAUGUGAAAAUAAUAGAGGAACCUAUGAUUUGAAUCAGCUUAUGUUUCGUGCUCCAUCGCAUGACCGUGAAUUACAUGAAAAAUGGGUUUUAUCAAUUGAAAAGCAUCAAAAGUUUGAUAACCGAAGCAACUCCAAUGUUUGCAUAAAGCAUUUUCAAGAAAUCGAUUUGGAAACUCGUGGUAGUAAGACCUAUCUGAAAAAGGAUGCAGUUCCUACCAUUUUCACUGAAAUAGUCGAGAGCCACAUCGAACCUGAUUGCAAUUCUCCUCAAUGCAUCGAUUGCACGAGUUCUCAAUCGAAAUUAUGUCAAAUACAAAAGGACCUUGAGGCUCUGAAAAUCAGUGACGACAUCCAAAUUCAAAAACAGACGAUAAAGAUUGAAUAUCUGCAAAAAUUAAUCAAAGAAAAAAACGCUGCUUUAGCAAUAAAUGCAAAGGAACUAUCUAAAGAACGAGCCAAAAAUCUGGACUUGGAGGCAAAGGUAUUAGAGCUCAAGAAGAAAAUUGUUGAAAAGCACUUCAACGGUGACGAAAUUGAGUACAAUAAG